Molecule: messenger RNA, 3414 nt
Organism: Haliotis rufescens (red abalone)
Lineage: Eukaryota; Metazoa; Mollusca; Gastropoda; Lepetellida; Haliotidae
Product: gastrula zinc finger protein XlCGF17.1-like
Exons: 2
Coding region: 720-1769 (349 amino acids)
Source: RefSeq, a predicted model, not a curated record
ACGGGCAGCCAAUGUAAUCACUGAAACCCAACUGUCUUAACUCUGAUUAAUGACAAGCAAUUGAAAGUGUAGUGUAAUAUUACUAAAUAAUAUGACAAAGUUUAGUAGACUUUCAAACUGUAUUGUUGACGGAUUUCAUUUUGGAACAUGAGGAUGUGAGAAAGUAUGUUUUCUUUAUUUCUUAAUCUUCUUUUCUUUUUCCUUUUUUUAGGUCGGGUGGGGUGGGGGAGAGCAUGGUCGUGUGUACAUGUUCGUGCUACCAAUCUCGCCAGAAAGUUGUAUGCACAAUUCUAUUGUGGUGAAAACAUAACAAUUCAGUCGACGGAAUAAAACAACGCUCGUCGAGGAAAUCGGAAUCAUGUGUUGUUGUAUUACAAUUUAUUUAUUACAACAUUUAAAAAAAGUAUGACCGAGUGGGGGUCGAACUCAUGUAGCUAUAUCUUGGGUCCCCAGAAAUAUCAAUGUGCAUGAACCACAUGGAGUGAUGUCCCUUUGAUAACCACUCAUUUCCGAAGACGACAAUGAGAGAAAAAAACGAAAAGGCUGGUCAUAGCCAAAUUACUUGCAGAUUCAUGUAACUUCCCACUUGUUUACCCGACCUAGAGCUGUUUCUCGCCGAGAUAUACAACAGUUGUAGGUGUGGAGCCCCAAUACUAAACCUGAAGACAUCGCUUGUGUGAAAGGUGACAGCUCUGCGUGCAUCAACUUCAAACUCUGUCAUGGCUGCGCCAAGUGAAGCACAAACCAGUACCCAUGUCACAGACACAGAUGGGAAAAGUAUAUGUGAGGAGGCACGUACCCAAACAACUGAUCCUCAGAAGCAGAUGGAGUGUGAAAGUGAUACAACCACGGACAUAGAUGCAGAAUGCGAGGGAGCUUGUACACAAACUGACGAUCUACAGGACGAGUGUGACAAUGAAGCAGACUUAGAUGCUGGAUGCGAGGGAAUAUGUACACAAUUAAGCGAAAUGACUCCUUAUCAGUGUAGUGACUGUGGUGAAUCGUUUACCCAGCCAGGGGGCCUGCGGACACAUAUGCAGUCUUACCAUGGUCACAGCAAAGCCAAAUCUCAUCAGUGUACAGAGUGUGGGAAAGCAUUUGCACGGACCACUGACCUGGACAGACACAUGGGGAGUCACACCGGAAUCAAAUCUCAUCACUGUAAAGAAUGUGGGAAAGCAUUUACAAGCGCUUUCAGUCUGCAGAUCCACUUGAGGCUUCACAGCGUUGUCAAGCCUUAUUUUUGUUGUGAGUGUGGGAAGGCGUUCGCGCACUUGGUCGGCAUUCAACUGCACAUGAAGAGUCACAGCGGCGUCAAACCUUUUGAGUGUGGGGUGUGUGGGAAUUCAUUUACAAAAGCAGGUAGUCUGCGAACUCACAUGAUGUGUCACACAAAACAAAAACCUUACCAGUGUGGACAAUGUGAGAAAUCCUUUGCAACAUCCGAUACCUUGAAGACGCACAUGAGGAGUCACACUGGAAUUAAACCCUACCCCUGCACAGAGUGUGGCAAGGCUUUCACGACAUCAGGUAAUCGGAGGAGACACAUGAGGUGUCACAGUGGAGUGAAGCCUUAUCCGUGUAGCGAAUGUGAGAAAGCAUUCUCACGGUCUGCUGACCUGGAUAGACACAUGAGGUGUCACAGCGCAGACAAAGCCCACAAAUGUAAUCAGUGUGACAAGGCCUAUGGAACACCAGGCGAAUUGCAGGAUCACAAGAAAACACACAAUGGAGGUGGAAAUGAAUGCAUCGUGUGGAAAAUUAUUUGAAGAAUUCUGUAACCUGUUAACACAGAUGACAUGUCACAGUAGAUAUAUACUGGUAAAAAGUAUUAUUGUUACUUGUUAAAAAAGGGGCAGUGGGGUAGCGUAGUUUUUAUAGCGUUUGCUUGUCACGCCGAAGACCUGGGUUCGAUUCCCUUCAUGGGUACAGUGUUAAAGCCCAUUUCUGGUGUCCCCCACAGUGAUAUUGCUGGAAUAUUGCUAAGAGCGACAUAAAACCAUACCCACCCAUUCACUUGUUGAAGAAUCUUGAUGUGCAUCUUGUGCAUGCAAGUCGGUUAGCCGGGCUGUACUGAUAUCUGUUCUCUCUUUUAGUUAUUACCCUAAGACUCUUCUGCUGGACAAAGGACAGAGUGUCACACAGAUCAAGCAAAUAGUUCAUUGAAAAUGUGUUUUUGUAAUUUUUUUAACAAAUAGUGAACUCGAGAAGUGCACAUGCCAAUAGCGGAAUGUAGACAAGUGCACUUUACCGGGCGCACAUUUUCGGAUUUCAAUUAGUGAUGUGUUUUGGGUUGACUUCACAUUGACAGCCUGAAGAUAAGCGAGGCUAAUGAGUUAGUCUAAUAAGCCACCACAGGACCACGGGCGCUUUCACAAAUAUUUAGUGCUUUUUCACCAAGUCAUCAGCACCUCAUACCUUUAUGCACAAAACUUGAACAGUCUCCUCAAAUUACAUCGGAUUAAUUCAUUGAAAGUGAAUGCUAACCCAAACCAUACCUCACAACUAACUAAAAGGUUUGUAAAGGGGUGCCUCACCCUAAGGAUUGUAAAGGGGUGCUUCACCAGAAAGUAUAGCCCACCCCUAAGAAUCAUUCCUAAGGAUCGUGAAGGGGUGCUUGAUCAUAAAGUAUAGCCUACCCCUAAGAAUUAGCCCAAAGGAUCGUGAAGGGGUGCUUGAUCGGAAAGUAUAGCCCACACCUAAGAAUUAGCCCUAAGGAUCAUGAAAGGGUGUUUGAUCAUAAAGUAUAGCCCACACCUGAGAAUCAGCCCUAAGGAUCGUGAAGGGGUGCUUGAUCAUAAAGUAUAGCCCAAUCCUGAGAAUCAGCCCUAAGGAUCGUGAAGGGGUGCUUGGUCAUAAAGUAUAGCCCACCCCUGAGAAUCAGCCCUAAGGAUCGUGAAGGGGUGCUUGAUGGGAAAGGGGAUCCAUGGGCUAAAGAUAGAGCUUGGGGUAACCUGACCCGUUCAGCUCUAUGUAAUCUGUGGCCGCUAAACUGCAUUGUUGAGCUGACCAAGUUGUACGUUCAUGUACACUCCUCGAUCUUCCGUCUACUAGACAUGCAUUUUUUAAAAGACUGUACAAUUUAGGAAUGAUAUGUCCUGGUGCACUACCUCUUUUACAAUUAGUUCAAGUGCAACUUGAUGAUAUGAUCAGCUUUCCUUGUAAGAUAUGUACUGCUAAACUUAAUUUUUGUUCCAGGAUUCUUUUUUGUAUAAAAUUCUGUGACAGGAGGAUGUUUCUCUUGAUCAGAUUGUGUUUAAAAACAUGGAAUUUGGUAAUUGUGUAACAUGAUAACCAUGAUAACAGCUAUGUCUAAUUGUAUUACCGUAUUCGAUGUAAUAAGCGCCCAUGGCGACAUUUGCUAAGAUAUUGGCUAGUGAACAAUCCCAAUUAGCACCCCUUCCGAUUGAUGAA